Molecule: messenger RNA, 2640 nt
Organism: Prosopis cineraria
Lineage: Eukaryota; Viridiplantae; Streptophyta; Magnoliopsida; Fabales; Fabaceae
Product: seed biotin-containing protein SBP65-like
Exons: 2
Coding region: 139-2256 (705 amino acids)
Source: RefSeq, a predicted model, not a curated record
CCACCUCCUUCCCGACCGCCAUGCUCACUUCCCCUUUUAUAUCCCGCUCAUUCCGGUUUCUCUGUGUGUCUCAUCUCGGACAAGCAUAUCAUCGAACAUAAAGCGAUCGCUUGUACAGAAGAAGUUGACGACAAAACAAUGGCGUCGGAACAGGUGUCUCGCAGGGAGAACACGACUACCGAGAGGGAGGUUCACAUUGAGAAGGAUCGAGUCCCCAAGAUGACCACCCACUUCGAGCAUCUCGCUGAACAGGUCAAGGAAGGAUCGGAUACCCCGCAAGGGAGUAUUCAGGAGUUACAGGGUGGGGAGUACAGGAAGGAGCAUGGCGGGAGAGCCAUUGGGGAUAUUGGCGGGACUGGGAAAGCCAGGGAGACUCAUGAAUUGGGGCCUCAUUUCGAAUCUCUUGCUGAUAAGGUGAAGGGAGAAAAGGGGGAGAAGAAAGAGUCUUAUGCCGCUAAAGUCGGGAAUACCGCGCCCUUUUCAAAUGUGGGCCAGUUCGAAGGGAAAGCUGAAGCGAACAAGGGCUCGGCUGGAGGAGCUAGAGGGAGAGAUCAAUCUGAACCCGAGAGUCGAUCCAGAGUAGUGAAUACGGGCGGACCAACGCAAAGCGGUGUGGAGAAACAGGCAAGAGAAAACAGAGGGCAAGUUGAAGCGGAGAAAGGAAGAAGAGGGAACAAAGGGCAGGUUGAAGCAGAAGAGGGAAGAAGCUGGGAAAACAGGGGGGAGGCUAGAAUCAGAGAAGAGAAACUGGGGACGAGAGGCACAGAGAGCGGAGGAGAAGUUAAAGGCAGGGUUGGAGUUGAAACUCAAGGUCCUACUGCUGUUAUAACGUGCACAUUCGAAGGAGGCGAGAAGGAAGAAGAUGGAAGGGACGCAAGAGGAUUAGAAUCAGCGACAGAGAGAGCAAGACGAGAAGAAAACAGAGGAAGAGGUGGUGAUCAGGAGAAAGAAUCACAAUCUACCUUGGAAGACAUUUCCAAAUACAGAGGCCAAGUCCAAGAGAACACAAUGGAAGCUAUGAGAGCAGCACAGGAGCGGUAUGAAAGAGCAAAGCAGGCAGCUAAUGAGACAGUCGGUUCUACAACCCAAACAACUCAGGAGAAAGCUGCACAGGCCAAGGACAUAGCAAUGGAAAAAGCUGCUCAAGCCAAAGACUACACACUAGAGAAAGGCCAACAAGGCUAUGCUACUGCAAAAGAUACCAUCUCAAGCGCCACUCAGACGGCUUCAGAUUACACCUCUCAAGCAGCAAAGAAGGCUGCUCAAGCUAAGGACGUGACAUUAGAGAAAGGCCAACAAGGUUAUGCUUCUGCAAAAGACACCAUCUCAAGCGCCACUCAGACGGCUGCAGAUUACACCUCUCAAGCAGCAGAGAAGGCGAAAUCUGCAGGUAGCACUACUACUCAAUAUGUUGGAGAGAAAGCUGGUCGGGCUAAGGAUGUCACUCUGGAGACUGGCAAGACUGCUGCUGAAUAUGCUGGAAAACUGGCGGCUGAUCUGAAGGACAAGGCGACUGUGGCAGGGUGGACGGCGGCGCAUUAUUCGACGGAGAAGACUGUGGAAGGGACAAAAGCGGCGGCGAAUAUUGUUCAGGGAACGGCGGGGUAUGCUGCUAAUAAGGCCAGUGAGCUUGCAUCCAAGUCAUUAGGUGCUGUCAAAGGGUUAGCUGCUAGAGCUGGGGAGACUGCUAAGGAUUAUACUGCGAGGAAGAAGGAGGAGGCAGAGAAGGAUUACGAAACUAAAAAAGCGUCUCAACCACAGGAAACUGAGCGGAGGCCAUCAUCUGGACAAGAACAAGGUCAAAAAGGAGGAGGCAUGUUCCAAAACAUCACUGGAAGCUUUCAGGAAGGUGGUGGGAUUGGCGAAACUAUAGGCCAAUAUGCCCAAUCCACUAAAGAAGCAGUGGGAGAUUUUGCGCAGACAAUGAAGAAGCCAUUAGAUGCAGCUGCACAAGGAGGAAGCGAGGUGAUAGGAGCAGUAGGUGAAACUGUAGGUGAAAUCGGACAGACAAUGAUCAGACCAGCAGAGAGAGCCUCAGAACAAGUUCAGAAAGGUCAAGCAGGAAGUGGCUUUAUCGAUGCUAUUGGAGAAACCAUAACAGAAAUAGCACAGACAACCAAAACCAUGGUUGUGGGAGAUGAUGAAAUAGAAUCAGGCUCGAAACAGAACAUUGGAUCAGAGUUUGAUCAUGGCAACCAAGGAGGGUUGACUUAUGAAGUGCCUAGAAGAGAGACCUUUGAAACCAGGAAAACCUGAGGUUUUAUGGAGUCGAUAGACAGACAUGUUCAGUGUGUUGAUGUUUUGGCGUUUUGUUUCGUGAAUUCUGUAAAUAAAUAAAAGUCGCUUAUGGCGAUUCCAGAAUGUCCGAUUUGUAAACUCCGCUUGUCGUCCCUAAAAAAUUGUGUGGGUGCAAAAUUUAUAACUAUGUUUUUGGUGUCUUGGGUUGGUGAUGUAAUUGUAAUGUAAUACAUAGAUCAUGCUGAAGCAAUUGCAUUAGUCAUUAGUGGGAAAGGAACCACUUGCCAGUCGGUGCAAUUGCAUAAGCUAGGAUCAUGAGUGUUCUAAUCAUGUCAUAUUAAGAACCAUGUCAGUGUGUAUAAUAUGUUUUAUUCUUAAUAAACUGAGCUUGUUUAUUUAUCA